This is a messenger RNA of Perca flavescens (yellow perch), 639 nucleotides long. Its product is annotated as claudin-4. Gene Ontology annotation, molecular function: structural molecule activity. Gene Ontology annotation, cellular component: membrane; bicellular tight junction. Bases 1 to 639 code for a protein of 212 amino acids. Lineage: Eukaryota; Metazoa; Chordata; Actinopteri; Perciformes; Percidae. The record is from RefSeq and is a predicted model, not a curated record. The transcript has a single exon.
AUGGUUUCUCAGGGCCUCCAAGUCAUGGGUGUGCUGCUGGCAUUUAUCGGCUGGCUGGGCACUAUCAUCACCUGCGCGAUACCUAUGUGGAGAGUCACCAACUUUGUCGAGGGGAACAUUAUCACCGCCCUGGAGGUCUGGGAAGGCUUGUGGAUGGAGUGUGUGGUCCAGAGCACGGGCCAGAUGCAGUGUAAGAUGUACGACAACAUGCUGGCUCUACCUCUAAACCUGCAGGCUGCCAGAGCUAUGGUGGUCAUCUCUGUGGUCGUUGGGGUGUUUGGCGUCCUCAUGGCUGCAGUUGGAGGAAAGUGCACCAACUUCAUGGAGGAUGAAGUGGCCAAAGCCAAAGCCUGCAUCGUGUCUGGAGUGAUCGUUAUAAUAGCCGCCUUGCUGAUUAUGAUCCCAGUGUCAUGGUCAGCUCACGCAGUGAUCAUGGACUUUUAUAACCCCCUGGUGAUUGAGGCUCAGAAGAGGGAGCUUGGGGUUUCGCUUUAUAUCGGCUGGGCCUCUGCUGGGCUGCUGCUGCUGGGAGGAGGCCUGCUGUGCAACAGCUGCCCCCCAAAAUAUGGCACAAGACCUUACAUACCUGCCAAGUUUGUCCCUGCAAGAACCACAUCAUCAAACGUGGGCUAUGUGUGA